AUGGAAGAAGAAGGUGAUCCAAGUGAAGUUGUUGCUGUUUUGUUGGGCGAUGCGAGGAGCGAGGCGGAUGGGAACCGUCAAUCGACAGGGGCAAUGGAGGUGCCCUUAAGGCGGCGCCACGCCUCAGAAGCGGCGUCGACGGUGGCAUCGAGUUUGCCGGAGAGCGUGCGAAGCUACCGCUCCAUUACCACUGCUGCACCUGAAGGCUGGGCACCCGAUGACGCUGCCUCGUAUUGGUACAGUCAAGUGGAGUUAACCACCCAUUUGGGACCCUUCCGUCGCAUUUGGAUGGGUCCACAGUUCACCUUCCGUGUUUAUCCUUUUGAUCUGGAAAAGUUGACAAUGGGAGACGGUGUUUACCUCGUCACUUUCUUUGACGUGUCAGCAAUGGAGCACUACUCAGAGGUUGGUGACGCACCGAAGAAUGACGCCUACCUCUACUUGCCCCCCUGUCCCUCGCCUCUGGUGAUGGGGAUCAGUUGCGGGUGCAGCGGUGUCGGUAGCUGUGUAGUUGGUGCCUCCGCCUCCGCAUCCUCCCUCAACGAGGGUCUCUUCUACAUUCAUCGUUGCGGUAGGUUGAUCACAAUGUAUGACCACAAUCACGGUGUGUCUGCAUGUGUUGUGGUGUACUAG
Messenger RNA from Hydatigera taeniaeformis, 633 nucleotides. The record is from the annotation of a GenBank genome assembly. Lineage: Eukaryota; Metazoa; Platyhelminthes; Cestoda; Cyclophyllidea; Taeniidae.